Molecule: messenger RNA, 5166 nt
Organism: Plasmodium vinckei vinckei
Lineage: Eukaryota; Apicomplexa; Aconoidasida; Haemosporida; Plasmodiidae
Product: E1-E2 ATPase, putative
Exons: 4
Coding region: 1-5166 (1721 amino acids)
Cellular component (GO): intracellular membrane-bounded organelle
Molecular function (GO): P-type calcium transporter activity
Source: RefSeq, a predicted model, not a curated record
AUGAAUGAAGAAAUAUCUAAAAGACUAUUUCCAUAUGAUUCAAAAUAUUUUAAAGGAAUUUUUGAUAGAUAUAUAAAUGAUGAUGAUGAUUAUAGGAAAUAUUUAAAAGCUCUUCAGAGCUCUCAAAAUUUGAUGGAAGAAAUUGUUAGUAAAGGAACUGGACUUAAUUUUUAUAUAGAAGAUAAUUUGAAUUAUAAUUUUUUAAAGGAAUGUAAAUUGCCAUUUUUUAAAAAGUUGCUAAAAAUAUUGCAAGAAAAUAAUAAUGAAAAAGAGAGUGAAAACGAGAGUGAAAACGAGAAUGAAAAAGAGAGUGAAAAAAAAAUAAAUGAAGAUAAUGCGAGUGUAAAAUUUAAUGAACUUGAUGAAAAUGAAAUAAAGGUAAAAGAUCAAGAAAAUUGUAACUUAGAAAAAAUAAAUAGUGUACCAUUGAAAUCCAAUUUUAAUAAAAAGACAAGUAGUAAUGAUACAGCUAGCCAAACUAUAAAAGCUCAAGAUUUAUUUAUAUUUAAUAAAAAAAUUAAUAUGAUCAAUAAUUAUAGAAUUUAUAGAUAUUGUUCAAAUAUAAUUCAAUCAUUACCUUCACUUACUUAUAUGUCUGUAAUCAAAAUAUAUUUUACAAAUUACCCGUUAAAGAUAUUUUUAUCCUGUAUUUAUUUCUACACAUUUGUGACAUACAUAUGCGGUCGCAACAAUUUGAUAGAAUUUUUGGAAUCACUUCUAUUUCUGGUAUUAGUGACGGCUGGCUGUUUUUGUCUCGCUUGGGCGCAUUACAUAAAAGAGAACCGGAUUAACAGAAUAACAUCCAAACUCAAUGAUUUUAAAGAAAAUUAUGUAGGUCGUAAUUUUUUAAAAAGUCGAAAAGAAAAAAAAGAACCUAAGCAAUUUCAAUUUGAAAACAAAAAAACAAUUGAAAUAAAAAAGUAUUCGAAAUAUUUUUUUUUAAAAAGUUUUUUAACUCGAAUAAAUGAAGAACUAUAUGAUUAUGAGACACGUAAAAAUGGAAAUUUUUCAUAUUAUAUGAAAGAAUAUUAUAAAGGAGACCAUAAAAUAAAAAGUUUAUCAAUAAAUAAAAACAAUGAUUUAAACAUGAUUAAAGAAAAUAAUGAAGCAACAUCAACUAAUACUGAUUCGGGUGAUAUAUAUAAAAAUAAGAAAAAAUUAAUAAAUGGAAAAACAGAUGAUAUUGAAACAAAAUAUUAUUUAAGCAUGUGCAACGAUACGAGUAGUAGUGUCUGUAAUUUUGAAUUAAAUAUAGGAGAUAAUGUAGAAGGAGAAAAAGAAAAUGAGCUAUUAAAUUAUAUACUGUUCGAAAAUAAUAUAUAUAGAAUUAGUAGGAAAAAUUUACUAGUAGGGGAUAUUAUAUAUUUGUCUAAAGGAAGUAUGAUACCAGCAGAUGGGAUAUUAAUACAAUGCAACAAUAUGAUGGUAGAUGAAUCAAACAUAUUCAAAUAUAAUGCAAAAAGAUAUGUAAAAAAAAUGAGUAUAGACAAAUAUAUAUAUGAGAUGGAUAAGUUAAGAAAAACAAAUAUGGAUGAAUUAGAAAAUGAUAUAACAAAAUUAGAAAAAGAUAAAAAAUUAAGUUACUUUCAAAUAUUAAAUUCAAAAAUUAGAAACCAAUUUAAAAAAUAUAGUGAUUUUAAUAAUAGAAAAAAAAGGAAUGUUUAUCCAAAAUUAGAAGAUAUGUAUAAUGAUGAUAAAGAGUCAGAUGAUGAAGAUAAUAGAGAAACACGUUUUACCGAAAUAAAUGGAAAAAUAAUUCAAGUUAGUAAUUUAAAUGAAGAAUAUAAUAAUAAUAUAAAAUCUGAUUAUUCCUAUUUUAAUAUUUAUGAAUAUUCUCCAUUAUUACUUUCUGAAUCGGUUGUUACUGAAGGUACAGGAAUAAUGAUAGCAACUUGUGUUAGUAAAAAUAAACAAAUGUUUCAUAACUCUAUUAAAAAGAUAGAAGAAAAUACAAACCUUGAAAUAAUAAUAAAUAGCUAUUCAAAAAAUGUUGUUAUAUUAAUAUUAUUUUAUUGCUCUUUAUGUAUACUUUUUAUAUUUAUCCAUUUUUUGAUAAGCUUGAUUGAAAAUAAUAUGCAAACAUAUCCUUACAACUUAUUAAUGUUUUUAUUAAAUAUUAUUAUAAUUGAAAUUUUAAAAUAUUUAUUAUUAUCAAUCGAUAAUAUGCCAUUGUUAUUACAAAACUGUAUAGCUAUAAAUUAUAAAGAAAUAAUGGAUGAAUGUUAUAUAAUUAAAAGUAAAAAUAUAUUUGAAAAAGUUUUACAGACAAAUUCUAUUUUUAUAGAUAUUAAUAAGUAUAUUAAUUAUAAAUGUGUUUUAUUUUUUUUUAAUACUGAAUAUUUUGUUUCUUUCGAUAUGAAUAUUAUAUCUUCUCAAAUGAAAUUUCAAGACAAUAUCAAAUCAUAUACAGAGUUUGUAGAAAAGGAGGAGGAUCAAGGAAUAUGCUCAAGUUUAUUUUUUUCAUUAUUAAUUCAAACUAUUUUAGCUACUAGUAAUUUAUAUAGCUAUAACGAAGAUUUUAUGGAAAUUGAUUUAUCAUUACUUGAUUGUAUAAGCUCAUUAAGAUUAAAUAUUUCAAAUUAUUUUAUUAAAAAAAAUAAUAUUCUUACCAUUAUGUCAAAUAAAAACGAUUAUGUAAUAUCUUUUGUUUUUUCGGACCAGUCUUAUAUUAAUAAAGAAAACAAUUCGAGAGCUAACAAAAAAAAUAAUUAUAAGGAAAAUGAAUUAAAAAAUAAAUCAAGUGUGUUGAGAGUAUUUAUAAGAGGGAAGGCACACAUGAUAUUGCCAAAAUGCAGUCAGUACCUCGACGGACAGUCUUUUUCAAAGGACAUAGACAAGCUUGCAGAAAAGGCUAACCAACUUGAGGAGAGCAAAUAUGACCUAACAGUUUGCUUUGCAUACAAAGAAAUAAUAAUAGGAGAAAAAGAAAAAGAGGAAUUAUUUUCCUAUAGAGAAAAUAAUGAAUAUAAUUUUGGAAAUAUAGAAAUGAAUAAUAAUAAUAAUAAUAUGAGCAGUACAUAUUUAAAAUAUGCAGAAAUGAAUGAUUUUACAUGUAUUUCAAUUUUUGUUUUUGAAAAAGCUAUUAGUAAUCGAUUUUAUGUUGAUUAUAAAAUAAUGGAAUCAAAUAAUUUACAUAUAAAAUUAUUUACAAAAUAUGAUGUCGAAAAAAUUAAAAAGAUAUUUAAUAAUUAUCCUGAUUUUAUUUCAAAAUUAAAAUUUUAUGACACUGAGUCUAUGGCCAAAGUAGACAAAUCAAGAUUUAUGUAUGGAGGUGAUAUAGAUAGUAAUACGAAUAUGAGAAUAGGAAAAAAUAAUAAUGAAAAAUAUAAUAGUGAAAAAUAUAAUAGUAAUAGACAUUAUAUUAAUAAAAUGGAAAUAACUGAACAACGACGUAAAGAUAUUUAUGUAGAAAAUCGAACCGAAAUAAAAGACAUGAAUAUUACAAAAAGUAUUUUAAAUGAAAAAAAUGAAAGUGAAAGAUAUAAUUUAAAAUAUAGUUGUAAUAGUAGUUUAGUACAAACAUUUAUAAAUAAUGAGAGUAUGAAAGAAUAUUCAUUUUUUUUAAAUAAUAAUGUAUUUUGCAAUUGUUCAAAAAGUAAGUUAUUAGAUUUAUUAUAUUUAUCAAAAUCAUAUGGAAGAACAAAUUGUGUUGUAACAAACAAUAAUGAUUACCUUGUGAAAGAUAAAGAAUUAUGUAAUAUAAAAGUUUGUGAUAUAAGAAGUAAUGAUAUUGUAAAAAAUAAAAGUGAUAUUAUAUUAUUAAAUAGAAGUUUGUAUGAUUAUAUUAAAUUAAAAUACUUUUCAAAUUCAAUGUUAAUGAAUAUAAAAUUAUUUAUAGAAUAUAAUAUAUGUUUAUAUGUAUGUAUUGUUAUGUUUUCAAUUAUAUCAACUUUUAUAAAUGGUCUAGAGUUUUUAACUACAGUUCAGAUAUUAUAUAUAUAUAUAAUUAAAAAUAUUAUAUUUCAUUAUAUUUCAUGUUAUAGAAAAAGUAAUUAUUGUGUUGGAAAAAGGCGUUGCAAAAAUGCUAACUAUUCUUAUAGUGUAUUUAGUAAAAAGGAAAUAAAUAAUUUAAUGUCAUCUAUAGCUUCAAAGUUAAUACUUUUAAUGAUAAUAUUUUUGUUUGGUCAUAUUUUUAUACCUGAAGUUUCUUGGGAUUUUGUAAAUCCUGAUGUACGAGAAUUUUUUGAAUUUUCAGAAUUUUCAUUUUCAAACAAUCAACCAAAAAUGUUUUAUUACAACACAAUUAGAUCAUGUAUACGUUUUAAAAAGAAUUUAGAAAAUAUAAAAAUUGCAAAUAAUAUUAAUAUAAAAAAUGAUUAUAGAACAAUAGAAGAAUGGGAGCAUCAUAUAAGUCCUAAUAGACAUGCCACCAUCAUUUUUAAUGUCUUUUUUCUUUUUUUUUUCUUUUCAUAUAUAUAUAUUUAUAUUAAAACAUUCUUAGCUGAGAUUGAUAUGUAUUGUGAACAGAUUAAAAAAAAUAAAAAAGAAAAUCAUAAAUAUCUCUCUUUAUUAAAAAAUAAAACAUUAUCAAAGGAUAUAAAUAAUUUGAUCAAAGAAUUUAAGUUUGAUGAAGACAAUGUUAAAACUGCUAAUGAAACACAAUUAUUAAACACUGAUGAAAAUUAUCAAAAAAUAUAUUGUGGUGAUGAUUCAUGUAAUUGUUAUGACGCGAAUAAUAAUGACAAAAAUGUGUCUGAACGGAAUAUAACGGAGCAACAUACUGAUUAUAAACAAAAUAAUGAUACAGAUAUGGAAAGAGGGUCAUUAUAUAAUUUUAAAAAUUUUAUUAAAGAAAAAGUUAGUUAUGUUGAUAUUAAUAAAAGGAAAAUGCUAUUUGAUUGCCUUAUUGUAAAUUAUAAAACAUUUUUAGCUUUUAUAAUUUUAUUACUAUUACAUAUUAUUAUAAUACAAUAUGGAUCCUUCGUAUUUAAUUUUCAUGUAAAGGGAUUAACUUUAGCUCAAUGGGGUAUUUGCUUUUUAUUUUGUAUCUUAGACUUUGUACUUUACAAUAUUAUAUCAUUUAUUAGCCUAUUCAGCAUAUCUUCUAAUUUUAUCAAAAGCUUUCAAAAUCUACACGAGCCUCAGAAACGAACAAUGUUUGACACGAUGAAUGAUUACAAAAGAAGUUCUCUAUCCCAAAGAUAUAAAUACGAUAGGAAAAUAUAA